CCAUGGAUGCCGUCACACCGCACCCCACCGCCGACUUCACCGCCGCAGCGGGAGGCUGGUUCUCCCCAACCGAGAGCCCGAACGCCACCGGCCCGGUAGAGGGGCCGACCCUGGGGCUGGAGGCCGACAUCGUCCCGGCCGUUUUUGCCAUCAUCUGCAUCGCCGGCGUCGCUGGGAACGCUUUUGUCAUCUUUAUGGUUUACCGGUUCUCCGAACUGAAGACUGUAACAAACUACUACAUCGUGAACCUCGCUGUGACGGACCUGGCUUUUCUCAUCUGCUGUGUCCCGUUCUCCGCCGCCAAGAUCGCUACUCCGUCCUGGGAGUUUGGAGAGUUCCUCUGCAAGUUCGUCUUCUAUUUCAUGCAGGUGACCGUCCAGGCCACGUGUCUGACCCUGGCUGCCGUCAGUAUUGACCGGUAUCUCUGCGUCGUCAAGCCGUUUGAAUCCCUGAACAUCCGGACCCCCAGGACCUGCCUGGCCAUCAGCGGAGGGAUAUGGAUUGGCUCGUUCCUGUUGUCGCUCCCCCUGCCGCUCCACAUGGAGACGGUGACUCACGACUGGUACGGCGCCGGAAACAUCCUGUGCACGGAGGUGUGGCCGUCUCAAGUGGCGCGUCAGGCCUACAUGGUCUACACCUUCCUCAUCAGUUACGUCAUCCCCCUGGUAACCAGCAUGACGUCACACUCCCUCAUCGUCCGCCAUCUUUGUGUCAAGGUUCACAUCCUGAGCCACAUCCAACAGCAGGCCAUCAAGCGGAAAAAGAAGGUGACCCGGAUGGUGGCAGUCGUGGUCGGCCUCUUCGCCCUCUUCUGGCUGCCGAACCAUGUGAUGAAUAUCUGGUGGAUGACUGCCCAGCCCAAGGAGAUCUCCCACGUCGUGUUUGUCAUGAAGGUCGUGUCCCUGUGCCUGUGCUACUGCAGCUCGGCCAUCAACCCCUUCGUGUACGCCAUCCUGGGCGACAACUUCCGCCGAUGCUUCAGGAAGCUGUUCCCGAGAUGCUUCAGGACGAACGCCGUGGCUCCUGUCGUCGACAACAACUCGUCCGGCAGUAAGUACCUGCACCGGGCCCGGCGGCUCAACCUCCCCGGCUCCAGCAACCUCAACUCGCCGCCGAACCGCGUCGUCAUCCCGUCUACUGUUCAGAUGGUGCGGGCUGGCCCAAGUCACGAGUUCGAACUGUAUGGGUAA
Messenger RNA from Branchiostoma belcheri (Belcher's lancelet), 1190 nucleotides. Its product is annotated as G-protein coupled receptor 54-like. Bases 3 to 1190 code for a protein of 395 amino acids. The record is from RefSeq and is a predicted model, not a curated record. Gene Ontology annotation, biological process: neuropeptide signaling pathway. Lineage: Eukaryota; Metazoa; Chordata; Leptocardii; Amphioxiformes; Branchiostomatidae. Gene Ontology annotation, cellular component: membrane. The transcript is spliced from 5 exons. Gene Ontology annotation, molecular function: G protein-coupled peptide receptor activity.